Molecule: messenger RNA, 2039 nt
Organism: Corticium candelabrum
Lineage: Eukaryota; Metazoa; Porifera; Homoscleromorpha; Homosclerophorida; Plakinidae
Product: crossover junction endonuclease MUS81-like
Exons: 18
Coding region: 68-1969 (633 amino acids)
Biological process (GO): double-strand break repair via break-induced replication; mitotic intra-S DNA damage checkpoint signaling; resolution of meiotic recombination intermediates
Cellular component (GO): Holliday junction resolvase complex; nucleus
Molecular function (GO): crossover junction DNA endonuclease activity; 3'-flap endonuclease activity; DNA binding
Source: RefSeq, a predicted model, not a curated record
GAGACGAACUCGAGUGAGUCUGUAGUUGACGAAAAAGCGGCAACAUUGUACGCCAACAUUAUUUUGAAUGUCCAAGAGGCGCUGCGUUGAACUGCCUUACCCUAACAAUUUGUUUGCAAAAUGGAUUGAUGAGUGGCGAGUAGAAGCAAAGAAAAAAGGCUGGAAGUGCCACUACAACUACGAGAAAGCACUGAAGAGUCUCAAGAAGUAUCCUCUUCCUCUAGUGAAUGGAGAAGAGAUGAAAUGUACAAUUCAAUAUUGUGGAGACAAACUGGCUAAAAUGCUUGACCAACGGCUGGCUAAAUUUGGUCAAGAGUCUGAAGUGCAGAAUGAAGAGCUGGAUCAGGUUAGCGUGGGCGGGGACUGUGGGAAACGACCGAAGAAGAGCGAUGUUAUUGGGUAUGUCAAUGAGCAACCAAUCAAGAGGAAUAAACGUGUAAGGGAAUAUAUUCCUGCUUAUCGAAGUGGACCAUACGCCAUUUUACUCGCAAUGUACAGAGCCAGCAAGGAUCCUCAUUAUCGUGGCUACAUGACCAAGGCAGAACUGCAGAGUGAAGCUCAAGUCUUUUGUGAUGCAUCAUUUACUGUUCCUGAUCUUGGCACUGAUUACACAGCAUGGUCUUCAAUGAGUACAUUGACUCGUAAAGGGCUUGUGAGUAAAUAUAGUUGUCCAGCCAAGUAUUGUCUGACGGAGAAUGGUCAAGCUCUUGCUCUGAAAAUGGAAGCUGUUGGUGAGGAGAGGCCAUGUGCUGACAUGGCUACAGAGAUUACAAGAACUGCAACAGAAAGUCAUCUUUCUUCACAGACACAUGUCAAACGCACAGGACAACAGCACGUGGCUAGCAGGUCUUCAGCCGCAUGUCCUGUGGAUGUGGCUGUUGUCUCUUCAGAUGAUGACUUGCAAAUUGAGUUGGAGCCUUUGGCUGCUAGACUUCAGGUGCAUGGUUCUCAAACUAACAGUCCACCUAAUCUGUUAUUUCACACCACAAUGUGUGAUGUCAAUUCUUCGCAACAGCAGACAACACAAACGACAGGCAACAUGCAAACACGAGUGAACGUGAGUGGUGACAAUGAUGAAGACUUUGUUCCUCUUUACUGUCUUUUGCCAGAAGAAUUUGACAUUGUUUUAUGUAUUGACUACUGCGAAGCUGCUGGAGUAGCAACAAAUCGUCGAAUGCCACUCAUUCAAGAACUUAGAAGGAAUGGCAUUUCAUGUGAUCUUCGUAAACUACAGGUUGGUGAUUUUGUGUGGAUUGCCAAAGAACGAAUGGCUCCAGUAUCUGGAGUGUUGGCAUUGCCUGCUGGAAGGGAAGUUAUUCUCAAUCACGUGAUCGAAAGAAAGAGAUUUGAUGAUCUUGCACAAAGCAUAAAGGAUGGAAGAUUUAAAGAGCAGAAAUUUCGACUUAAGGAAAGUGGAUUGCAUCAUGUGGUUUACUUGAUCGAGGAUUGUUAUCACAGAGUACCACUUUGUUUGCCUGAACAGAAUCUCAGACAAGCAGUUGUCAAUACACAGGUUUUGGAUGGCUUUCAAGUGAAACAUACCCAAAGCUUGAAUGAUACUGUUGCAUAUCUGACAGUAAUGACAAGGACAUUGAUUGCAGCUUACAAGGAUAAAAUCCUCCUUGCUUGCCCAAAACCUAGACUUCCUUCUUUUCUUGAUCUUUCUUCAUCAUCAGUUAAAUUGUUGACAUUUGAAGAAUUUUCUCAGUCAUCAAUGAAGAACAAGACAUUGACUGUAAGUGAAAUGUUUGGCAAGCAGCUGGUGCAAUUUGCUGGUGUGUCUUCUGAGAUGGCUAUUGAAAUUUUGGCUAAAUAUCCAACAUUAGACAGUCUGUUAUGUGCAUAUGACAAACUCACAAGUGAAACUGAGAAAAUGAGAAUGUUGGCUGACAUUCGACAUGGCAGGACAGACAAGAGGUUGGGAGACAAAUUGAGCAAGUUGAUGUACUUGUUUUAUUGCACAAGCUAGCUGUUGUUUGUGGUAUGGUCUUUAUGUAGUAUGAAAUAGAACGUUAUUUGUAAUAGAAAAAUAUUUGUUA